AUUUACCUCCCCCGGGAGUGCAGAGGAGCAUUAAUAAAUCCUUAAGCCGAAGAGGGAAGUCUGCCUGGGGCAGUGCGCUGAGCUCUGGCGGAGUAUAGGGAACGGUAACGCGCGCGGGCGGCAGCAGGAGCAGCGCAGCCGGCGAAACACACUCAAGGCAACAACAGAAGGGCGCCGGGUGGUCCUCUACCGUAAACACACUCCCCUCCCCGCCUCCUCCCGUCCGCGCAGGGCGCCCGCCCGUCUUGGCUCCCGAGGCCGCCCGAACUGCUAUGUAACCGCGAGGCUGCGGGCAGAAGGGGACUGGGGAGAAGAGGUUGGCCCGGGGAGCCUCUAGGGGCCGAGUUGGCGGUCACUAGUGCAGUCGUCUCCGCUCAGCCCUCGCUCGCACGCGCCUUCCUGUAGCCUCGUUGGCCCGAGUGUCCUUCGCCUCCUCUUGUCCCCAGCAGCUGCGGUUCCCGGCGACCAUGGUGACGAUGGAGGAGCUUCGGGAGAUGGACUGCAGCAUGCUCAAAAGGCUGAUGAACCGGGACGAGAACGGCGGCGGCGCGAGUGGCAGCGGCAGCGGCAGCCACGGCGCGCUGGGGCUGCUGAGCGGCGGCAAGUGCCUACUGCUCGACUGCAGACCGUUCCUGGCGCACAGCGCGGGCUACAUCCGAGGUUCGGUCAACGUGCGCUGCAACACCAUCGUGCGGCGGCGGGCCAAGGGUUCUGUGAGCCUGGAGCAGAUCCUGCCGGCCGAGGAGGAGGUGCGCGCCCGUCUGCGCUCCGGCCUUUACUCGGCAGUCAUCGUCUACGACGAGCGCAGCCCGCGCGCCGAGAGCCUCCGCGAAGACAGCACCGUGUCGCUGGUGGUGCAGGCACUGCGCCGCAACGCCGAGCGCACAGACAUCUGCCUCCUCAAAGGUGGCUAUGAGAGGUUUUCCUCUGAGUACCCAGAAUUCUGUUCUAAAACCAAGGCCCUGGCAGCCAUCCCGCCUCCUAUCCCCCCCAGUGCCACAGAACCUUUGGACCUGGGCUGCAGCUCCUGUGGGACUCCCCUGCACGACCAGGGAGGUCCUGUCGAGAUCCUCCCCUUCCUCUACCUCGGCAGUGCUUAUCAUGCUGCCCGCAGAGACAUGCUGGAUGCCCUGGGGAUCACAGCCCUGUUGAAUGUCUCCUCGGACUGCCCAAACCACUUUGAAGGACACUACCAGUACAAGUGCAUCCCUGUGGAAGACAACCACAAGGCUGACAUCAGCUCCUGGUUCAUGGAAGCCAUUGAAUACAUCGAUGCAGUGAAGGACUGCCGUGGGCGGGUGCUGGUGCACUGCCAGGCAGGCAUCUCUCGCUCGGCCACCAUCUGCCUCGCCUACCUGAUGAUGAAGAAGCGGGUGAGGCUGGAGGAGGCCUUUGAGUUCGUUAAGCAGCGCCGGAGCAUCAUCUCUCCCAACUUCAGCUUCAUGGGGCAGCUGCUGCAGUUUGAGUCCCAGGUGCUGGCCACGUCCUGUGCCGCGGAGGCUGCCAGCCCUUCCGGCCCCCUUCGGGAACGGGGCAAAGCCACCCCCACCCCGACCUCACAGUUCGUCUUCAGCUUCCCAGUGUCUGUGGGUGUGCACUCGGCCCCCAGCAACCUGCCGUACCUGCACAGCCCCAUCACCACCUCCCCCAGCUGUUAGAACCACUGUUAGAACCAGUCACAGAGCCCCAGAAUGCAGAGUUGGCCCCAGCCAGGGCUGGGUGAGCCACACGUGUGGGAAGCAGAUAGGGACGGACCAGCUGGGGCAGCUGACUAAGCCCUGUUCCCAUCCAUUUCUCCUUGGCCAACCAACCACGGGCCAGCUAGAAUGGCAAUAAGGACUUUGAACACACAUUAAAAGCAAACAAAACACUCCAAUUUAGAGCAAUAAUGGCUGCAUUAGUGGCCAGGGAAGACCUUGGAUUGAUUUAUGUGUCAGUUUUACUUUUCAGGUAGAAAUUUCUUACCUCAUUUUUUUAAGCAGAAAGGCUUGAAGUUCUGAAACCCACAGACCCUGGCAAGCGUGCCCAACAAGUUCAUUAGGCGGGAGGGAGGAAGGGGAAGGGAGACAAAGAAAAUGAGUUUGCCAGAAGUGCCUGGUUCUGUCUGCUUGUCCUUUUGUUGUAGUCACGGGAAUUUUGUUUUUUAAAAAGAAUCCUAGAAUAUGGUUUUCAUUGCUAAUUAUUCACCGACAGGUGAGUAAUUAUGCUUAAUAAUAAAUAAAAAUAUUUAUUGUGAAUUUCCUCAGAGUAUGUAAGUACAAGGAGCCUAGUGACAGUGAAUUUAGAAUAUACUUAUGUUGAUGUCAAAUACCAGAGAACAAGAGCAUGAAGGGGUCUAAACAGUGAGGGAUAAAUGGUGUUGUGUAGGUCUGUGGUAGUCUGCAUGGUCACUGUCCAUUUGGCGCCACUGAGCAGCAGGCAGGUUGGGGUGGGAGGGGAAAGGAAGGAGAGGACUACUUUUUAGUUAUUUUUGCGGCUGGUUCCUGGGCACAUGGACCAUAACCAUAGAACUUGUUCUCUCCAAUAAUCCAUUUGAUGGUUGGAGCAUUUUUUUUCAUAGACCUGCCUAGGGCUCAUUUGUGGUCUGUGGUAAAUGCCAUAUUAUAUAUAAGGUGCUCCUGGAAAAUUGGGGUGCACUUCAGAUUUUCCUGUAGCAAAAUCAUUUGGCAAGGCUGUGGGGGAAACUAGAUCACUAGCAAUACCUGAAAUGAAUCCUUUUGUAAGUUGAAAUACUGUCUUUUACAUUAAUCAAAGUUUUUAAUUUAAAGAGGUUUAUUUGAAAUGAAGUAUACCAACAAAUUCUUGUGUUAUUAAAUUCUAGUUUGGUGAAUUUUUGAAAGGCCCUUCCUCUUUUGAAUAAAGAGGGGAGUGGAUGCCACAUUUCCGGUCUCCUUGAAGUUUAGAAGGACAAGAGGGCCCUUUCAAGGUGGGGGCAGACUCCAAGGCUAGCUGCUGGCUCCUGAGAAGUGCAUCAUGGUUACUUGGGCACCAUUUUGAAUCCUUAGUUGGGCUAAUGGGAUUUUAAGGGGCCUUUCCAAAUGAAGGAAUGGGAGAAUGGCUUUAGAAGGAAAAGGACAUUUUUCUGGGGGGAGGGUUUGAGGGAAGGGCAGAAGCUACUUGUUACUUCAUUUGUAGUAUUGUGGAACAGUGUUGUUAUGGAUUAAAGGUCAUUGCAAACUUGUCUAGAAAUGAGAGCAUUUUUUAAAGCCCCUUGAGAGUCUAGCUCUCAAGAAUGGGUGAACAUUCUUGCUCACCCAUAAGUAACCUCAAGCCUCAAUGUCACAAUUGUGUGGAAAUGUUCUUUCUCAUUGGGCAUUGCAGACAGGCCCGGGUUCAUUACGUCUCUUUCUGUGAACCUGUGUCGACAUCAUUCUUCCUGCCUGCCUGCAGCCCUUCCUUGGGGAGAGGCCAGAGUUCUCACUUCCUGUUUUUAGAAAAAACAGAGGUGCCCUUUUUCUCUGGGAGCUGCUUGGCUAAAGAGUUGAUAGGGAGGCAGGAAGGGGUUGAAGUUCCCGGAUGGCGGACUCAUUUAGAGAUAAAUACACUUGGACAUUGCCACUUUUUCCUUUGUUCCUGGAAGUUACUUCAUGUCUGGUGAAGAAUGAGGCAAGUGAAUUCUGCACUGAAAAAGGCAUUGGUCCCAAGAACAGACGGGCAGGGCAGAGGGGCUCCAGCAAGGAGGGGCAGGUGGCCCCCAGAAUAGACUCACUUUUGAUACAAUGAGUGUACAUUUGCCAAAUCAGUCCUCCUUUUUUAGACUGGAUCCCAACUACAUGGAUAGUAGGAACUCAGGAUUAGCUCUAGAUGUCUUUCUCUGCUUCCCAAAUGAAGUCUUCUAUCACAGUGUCAAGUAGCUAUUUAUAAAGUUGUUUUCUUUGUACUUGAUAAUAGCAUGACUCUUCGAAAUAAAAUAGGCCAUUGGCUUGAUUGAACAAG
Molecule: messenger RNA, 3936 nt
Organism: Heterocephalus glaber (naked mole-rat)
Lineage: Eukaryota; Metazoa; Chordata; Mammalia; Rodentia; Bathyergidae
Gene: Dusp4
Product: dual specificity phosphatase 4
Biological process (GO): negative regulation of MAPK cascade; endoderm formation; protein dephosphorylation
Cellular component (GO): cytoplasm; nucleus
Molecular function (GO): MAP kinase tyrosine/serine/threonine phosphatase activity
Source: RefSeq, a predicted model, not a curated record